Musa acuminata subsp. malaccensis (wild Malaysian banana) is the source of this 2272-nucleotide messenger RNA. The record is from RefSeq and is a predicted model, not a curated record. Lineage: Eukaryota; Viridiplantae; Streptophyta; Magnoliopsida; Zingiberales; Musaceae.
GUGCUGUGUGUUCUAGUGGAUAUUUUUCUUGUGUUUGUGAAUUUGGUGUCUUGAGAAAACAACUUGGUGGUAUGUCUAUAUAGGAGAGAGCCAACAGCUGGCCCUUGACUGGAGGCGGCGCAGGAUCUUUCGAUAUCUCAUGCGGUCAAAAUGAGCCUCGACUGAAAUCGGACGGCAACUGCACUCUUCUUGUGUGGGAGAGAGGAAUUUGGUUGCCAGCCUGCGUCUGUAGUUUCCUAUGUAGUUGCCAAAUAGGUUCCGUCUGAAUUACCAUUGGGUGACUCGGGACAUUACGGGGAGGAAGGCGAGGACUGGCGGAGAUGGCAGUUCAAACUGCCGAGACGUGCUUCCAGUGGUCGCGGAUGUCGCGCGCCAACUCCCUGACGCCCUCCCCCGCCGCCUUCCCUGCCGCGGGCCCGUCCCUCGGUUGCAGAAAGCGGCAGGGUUCGGCUGUCCAUGUCCGCGAUCGCGUCCUCGCCUCGCCCUUCCUCGGGGCCGUCUCUGCCAAGCUGUUGAGGGUCCGUUUGCUGGACAUUCGCAGGAGGCGAGGUGAGAAGCGAGCGUUGCGCCGAGCCUUCAGCAGCAGCCUCCAGCGCUUCGAGGCAGAAGGUGACGACUACCAGGAGGAGAACGAUGAGCUGUUCAUUCAGAAGCCCCAAGAGUUCGCUAUUGAACUCCAACAGCAACGAGGUGGUGGCUAUGAAGAGGGUAUCGAGGAAGCUGCUUUCGUCUCGCCUGCGUCGUCCUCCGAUUCGAGCCCUAGUUCUUUUUCUCUGAGCGUGUCGACGAAGCACGAGCCGUUGCGGCUCCCCGUCUGGCCGGAACCGCCGGACUGGCUCGACCAGAUCGUACCGGCGAUCGUGGAGAAGAACGCGAACAGCGUGGAGCUGCCGCUGUCUCUGCGGAUCAUAAAGCGGAAGAAGCGGUGGGAGGAUGGUUGGUUCCGGGAGGCGAGUGAGUCGGCCUUCUGCUCCGUGAACCGGGCUUUCUCCUCCAUGGUGUUCAUGAUCCGCGAGCUCCAGAGCUACACGCUCCAGAUGCGGGAGUUUAUCUCCAGCGAUGACCUCCAGGGGAUCCUCGCGCGGGUCCAGCGAGAGAUGAACUCUUCCUUCGUCUGGCUCUUCCAGCAGAUCUUCUCCUGCACUCCGACCCUGAUGGUCUCGGUCAUGCUCCUCCUUGCCAACUUCACCGUCUACUCCAUGGGCCACCUCGACGCCUCCGCCAUGGCUGCGCCCAAUCCACCGGCACAGUCACUAGUCGAGACGACAGUCGUGGUGGAAGAUCGUCGUCACCUGAACCAUCACGAUCGCUCCUCCAUCAAGACGUUCUCUUCGAUCGGGAGGACCGCUUCCAUCGGAGGGAGCGGCCCUGGCGGCGGUGGGAAGGCGAAGCCGGUCUCGGGGGCCACGGGCGAUGGGCGGUCGGAUGACGAGCGCUUCUCGUAUCGGACGAGUUUCGCCGACGGCACUUCAACGGCUCCAAGGGUGGUGGACAUCGAGGAGAGUGGAGAAGGAAGAAGGGGAGAUGGCGCGUUGGUGGCGGCGCCGAGGGCGGAAGAGGAGGUGAGGGUUUGGAGAGGAAUACUGGAGGAGGUGUCGAGGUUACAAGCGAGCACGAGGGACGAGGCGCUCAUGGACCAGGAGACGCUGUGGCGGCUCGUGUCGCCCGUCACGGCCGAGCCGGAGCCCGACGACUACUCGGAAUACUUGCGGACCGAGAUUAUGUACCAGCAGACCCUGUCGCAGGACCCGGAGAACGCUCUUCUGGUUGCCAACUUUGCUCAGUUCCUCUACCUUGUGCUCCACGAUCACGACAGGGCGGAAUACUACUUCAAGAGAGCGGCGGGGUUGGAGCCGGCCGACGCCGAGGCAUUGAGUCAGUACGCGAGCUUCCUGUGGCUGGCGAGGAAGGACAUGGCGGCCGCGGAGGAAACCUACUUGCAAGCCAUCGCUGCGGAUCCCAGCAACCCGUUCCACACCGCCAACUACGCCCAUUUCCUGUGGAGCACGGGCGCUGAGGACACCUGCUAUCCUUUGGACACCGACGACGCAUGGCAACAGUGACAUCAACCCAUACCAAGAAACAAACGACGCACUGCUGUCUCGACGUGUAGUGUCUGUGUAUAUAUAUACAUACAGUUUGGCGCAUUGCAUUAAAUAAGCUGAUGAUAUAUAUGUUCGAUAGAUCGAUCAAAUUUUCAUCUCGAUGUAUAGCGAGUGUGUAUAUGUACAUAUAUUUUGGCGCAUUGCAUUAAAUAAGAUGACGAUUUAAU